Neocloeon triangulifer is the source of this 1297-nucleotide messenger RNA. It is a transcript of the gene Pex12, whose product is annotated as peroxisome assembly protein 12. The coding region runs from base 215 to 1174 and encodes 319 amino acids. Gene Ontology annotation, cellular component: peroxisomal membrane; peroxisomal importomer complex. The transcript has 8 exons. NCBI's taxonomy places the organism in Eukaryota, Metazoa, Arthropoda, Insecta, Ephemeroptera, Baetidae. The record is from RefSeq and is a predicted model, not a curated record. Gene Ontology annotation, biological process: protein monoubiquitination; protein import into peroxisome matrix. Gene Ontology annotation, molecular function: ubiquitin-protein transferase activity; zinc ion binding; protein binding.
UGAACCACGUUUGUUAUUGUUUUCAUUCCAGUUUGAUAAAUUCUUCAGUCUGAAUCCGGUCAUAAAAGUUUUUACAAAGAAUUUUUUUAAGAAAAUACAUACAUCAGUUCGAAUAAUGGCGGAUUGCUGAAACAAACACUUUUUGUUUAAGUUUUUAAUUUGGCAGCACAAUAAACAGAACAGAAAAAAUUUCAAAGUUUACUGAGACGUCCUAAUGGCAGAAAGAGGAGCUUUUUUGACCUCAACAACCAUCAGCCGACCGUCAAUAUUUGAGGUUUUGGCCCAAGAAAAUUUGGCAAGCACAAUUCAUCCUGCUUUGAAGAGGAUAGCCAAUUUUUUAGCAACUUCCAAUCCAAACGCAUAUGGCUGGAUACUCAAAUGGUUUGACGAAGUUUACCUUGUUUUUAAUUACUGCGUUCAGACACACUACUUAAGAAAUUAUGGAGCUUCCUUUGCUGAAACGUUUUAUGGCUUAAAACGAUCACCACUCAGCAAACCAACUGCAGCUUUUCUUUCGACUCGGCAAAAAAGUUUGUCUCUUAUAGUGAUUGUUCUUUUGGACUAUGCCAAGAACAAAUUGUCCAUUGUUAUCGAAGAGUGGAGGAACAACACAGACCCACAUCCUAUGAAGGCUUUAUUUUUAAAACAUUGGAGCCAGCUGCAAUUGAUCUGGAGAGUUGUCUCUUUUGCCAAUUUGCUUUCAUAUAUGAAUGGAAAAACAGAUUACCACACACCAUUGUUACGAUUUGCCGGAGUUGGUUUGCAAAACGCCGACGACGAAAUUCCUCCUCGAGACGACAGCACAUUGAGCUUGUGGAAGAGAGGUGUUGCCCUAAUCGGACCAGGCCUGGCAAGGUGCCUUGAAAUCAGCGCCUUCACAUUGCAAUUUCUGCAGUGGUGGCACGGAGACGGAGGUCCUCGACCUCAGCUUUCGGCUCUUCCAGUGCCUUCUGCCCCUUCUUUGCUGCCCGGAGGACGAGAAUAUUCAGGGCUGUGUCCCCUUUGCUUAAAGCCAUGGAACAUCGAAACUGUUUUGCCAGUGUCUGGGUUUGUUUUCUGCUACAAGUGCAUUUUUCAGCACUUAAAGGAGACUGGAAAAUGCCCAGUAACAAAUUACCCUGCGUCUACAGACGAGUUACUCAGAGUAUAUUCGACGAGAAGUCAUUCAGGUUGAAUAAUUAUUUAGGUGGAAAGUUUUAGCCGGGCCUUUCAAUUGUGAUGUUUUUGUUCACUUUGCUCUCUGAGCCUUAAUAAUUAUGUUUUUUAUUUAAAUAAAAGUAAGCAAAUUUUACAUAGC